UUUGCAAUAUUUUAAGACGUGCCGGACGUGCGUAUUGGAGGAUACUUUCGCCACCUUUCGCGUUGUGAGUCGGCAAAAAGGGAAAAUUGAAAACGGCUUUCAAGACAUUUCGGUAUAUAAGAAUUUUUCGUGUCGCGAUUCAACAUCGAGCGAUGUCGAGCACAGAAAAGAAACCGUUCUAUCGGCUGCCCAUUGAUGUCCAGCCUGAACAUUAUAAUAUUGUUUUGUCACCGAAUCUGAAAACUUUUGUCUUCGAUGGCAAAGAGGAUAUUCACAUUGACGUAAACAAGUCUACAGACACAGUCGUCUUGAAUUCACUAGACAUCGAUAUAAAGUCUGCAAUAUUCAAUGGCAAAGAUGGAAAUGUCAUUCCUACCAAGAAAAUCGACGUAUGUGCCUCAGAAGAAAUUGCAACCUUGGUAUUUGAAGAAAAUUUGCCAUCUGGUAGAAGUGGUCACCUGACUCUGGAGUUUGUUGGAGAAAUCAAUGAUAAAAUGAAGGGCUUUUACAGGAGCAAAUAUAUCGGGGAUAAGGAGGAUAAGUGGGGUGCGGUAACUUUCUUAUGCCCUACCGCGGCUCGUCGAGUUUUUCCCUGUUGGGACGAGCCAUCUUUAAAAGCUACUUUCACAAUAAAUCUCGUACUUUCUCGUGAUAUGUCGCUCUCUGUUUUAUCAAACAUGCCUAUCAAAAGCAAAGUAACAAACGAAGCUACCGAAACUUUGGUCUUUGAAAGAACACCGAUCAUGUCGACGUACUUGGUAGCGGUGGUGGUCGGUGAAUUCGACUAUAUAGAAGAUAAAUCUAGCGACGGCGUACUGGUACGCGUAUAUACACCGAAAUCGAAGAAAGAACAGGGUCAAUUUGCGUUGGAAGUAGCAACGAAAGUGUUACCGUAUUACAAGACUUAUUUCGGAAUCGCUUAUCCGUUACCGAAAAUCGACCUGAUCGCGAUCGCCGACUUUUCAUCCGGAGCUAUGGAAAACUGGGGUCUGGUCACGUAUCGUGAAACUUGUCUCUUGGUAGAUCCGCAGAACACGUCCGCUGUGCGAAAACAGUGGAUAGCCUUGGUCGUAGCGCACGAAUUGGCGCACCAAUGGUUCGGAAACCUCGUGACCAUGGAAUGGUGGACCCAUUUAUGGUUGAACGAGGGAUACGCGUCGUUUGUAGAAUUUUUAUGUGUCGAUCAUUUGUUCCCCGAAUACGAUAUCUGGGCGCAAUUCGUAACGGACACGUAUAUCAGAGCGUUAGAACUGGAUGGACUGAAGAACAGUCAUCCGAUUGAAGUACCGGUUGGUCAUCCUUCCGAGAUUGAUGAAAUUUUCGACGAUAUCUCUUACAAUAAAGGCGCGUGCGUUAUUCGAAUGUUACACUCUUAUAUCGGCGACGACGAUUUUCGAAAAGGUAUGAAUUUGUAUUUGAUAAAGCAUAGUUAUGCAAACGCGGAAACCGGAGAUCUUUGGGACGCCCUGGAGGAGGCCAGUAAUAAAAACGUACGCAGCGUAAUGUCAACCUGGACCGAGCAACAAGGAUUCCCCGUCGUUCGUGUUCAACAUCGUCAAGACGGUAGCGAUCGCGUUUUAACUUUGUCUCAGGAGAGAUUUUUGGCCGACGGUUCUAAGGAAGCCGAGAACAGUUUAUGGAUUAUACCGAUUAGUAUAAGCACGGCGAAGAAUCCGGAAGAGAGUAUGGUCAAUGGUUUAUUGGACGAAAGAACGAAGGAAUUUCGGAUCAAGAACGUGCCCGAAAAUCACUGGGUGAAGAUCAAUCCCGGUACAAUCGGUUUCUACAGGACUCAUUACAGUCUAGAAGCUCUGUGCCUUCUAUUACCUGCGGUACAAAAUGAUGAAUUACCUCCAUUAGACAGAUUGGGUCUGUUGGACGAUCUCUUUGCCAUGGUACAAGCCGGCCAUGCUUCUACCGUAGAAGUAAUGAAACUCAUGCAAGCAUAUCAAUACGAGGACAAUUUCACAGUAUGGUCUAGUAUAUUGAAUAGCUUAGGGAAAAUCGGCGUCCUUGUCUCCCAUUUGGAAUUCGAAAAUAAUUUCAAAGCGUUCGGACGCAACUUGAUGCGCGACAUUACCAAUCAAUUGGGCUGGGACUCUAAGCCGAACGAAAGCCAUCUGGACACUCUACUGCGAUCCCUCGUACUGGGCCGUAUGGCGGCAUUGCACGACGAGGAGACUAUACAAGAGGCGAAGAAGAGAUUCGAACUACACGUUUCUGGUACCACGCUUCUCGCAGCUGAUCUGCGUAGCCCCGUUUAUCGGGCUGUACUCUCUGCCGGCGACGCCGAUACUUACGAAACCAUGUUGAGGCUCUACCGUGAAGCGGACUUGCACGAAGAGAAAGAUAGAAUACUGCGAGCUUUGGGUGCGAUCAAAGAUGAAUCUCUCUUAGCAAAAGUCCUAAACUUCUCUAUGAGCGACGAAGUAAGAGCUCAGGAUACAGUAUUCGCCAUUAUGUCAGUCACAUCGACGUACAAGGGCCGCUUGAUGGCCUGGGAAUUCUUUAAGGAUAAUUGGAAAACACUAGUUGACCGUUACGGUGGCGGUUUCUUGAUCGCGAGAUUGGUGAAGUGUACUACGGAAGGUUUCGUAAGCGAGGAUCAGGCAAAGGAUAUUGAACAAUUCUUCAAGGAUCAUCCGACACCGGGUACCGAGAGGAGUGUUCAGCAGAGCCUCGAAUCUAUCAGAUUAAACGCGGCAUGGCUCGCUAGGGAUAAAGAUUCCAUCAAGGAAUAUUUGGCCGCUAACGUUUAGUAGUGGCGCGUGUUACUUCUUGUAUCGAGUUCUUGUCUCUAACUUGUUGCAGUCCGAACAACCGGCAAGGGUUGCUAUUUCGCGAGCGUACUAAAGAAAGAUUGAGUUGCUUCGAGUCGAUCUAAGGGAAAAGGAAAGUAGAGAUUCUCUUUUGACACGCACGACAUCGUAGGAUCUGCAUCUCGCAUACAGCGACUGCGUAAAUAGUUUUCUUGUUUUAUCGCAAAAUAAAAUUUCUUCCGGCGAAAUGUACUACAA
Molecule: messenger RNA, 3017 nt
Organism: Ceratina calcarata
Lineage: Eukaryota; Metazoa; Arthropoda; Insecta; Hymenoptera; Apidae
Gene: Psa
Product: puromycin-sensitive aminopeptidase
Exons: 4
Coding region: 153-2759 (868 amino acids)
Biological process (GO): peptide catabolic process; proteolysis
Cellular component (GO): cytoplasm; membrane
Molecular function (GO): metalloaminopeptidase activity; zinc ion binding; peptide binding
Source: RefSeq, a predicted model, not a curated record